This is a messenger RNA of Adineta ricciae, 705 nucleotides long. Lineage: Eukaryota; Metazoa; Rotifera; Eurotatoria; Adinetida; Adinetidae. The record is from the annotation of a GenBank genome assembly.
AUGCAGACACAUGAAGUCGAAAAUGAUGUUAAGCAACGAGAAUCAAGUCGGUUGGCUUGGGCACAAUCGUCGUGUACUCGAUGGAUUUAUCUGAUAUUUUUCAGUUGGGCAACACCAAUCCUUUCGCUAAGCAAUCGGCGUACGAUUACCAGUAACGAUUUCAGUGAUCUUGCUAUCAUCGAUAAAUCCUCUUCAUCAUUAAAUCGCGUUGAAUCGUUUAUUUCAACAUGGCCUGGAACGUGGCACGUUAUUCUUCGAACAUUUUUCAACGAUUACAUUCCCACUCUUCUACUUCUAUUUCCAUACAUUGCAGUUCGCCUUGCACAACCUUGGUUAAUCCGCGAACUCGUUCUCUACAUUCAAGGUCAAUCAACUCUACCAGUAUAUGCAGCUUAUCUCUAUACUGCUACUUUAUGUGCAGCUGCAAUUCUAUAUGGUAUCAUCCAUCAACACAUUGAAUUUCAAAAUACACGCGUUGGAAUGCGUGUGCAAACUGCCUUGUCAUGUGCCAUUUAUAAGCAUCUAUUAACUGUCAGUACGGUCGAGUUUCAUAAAAAUACUACUGCUCAAGUAAUCAAUCUAGUUGCAAAUGAUACAAGCAAAUUUCAAGAGCUUGUGUUUUUCGCCUAUGCUCUCAUAUUAUCACCUUUGGAAGCCGUUUCGGCAUUUAUUUUAAUCUGGUGGUAUAUUGGAGUUCCGACGUAA